This is a messenger RNA of Tilletiaria anomala UBC 951, 1278 nucleotides long. RefSeq names its product MFS general substrate transporter. NCBI's taxonomy places the organism in Eukaryota, Fungi, Basidiomycota, Exobasidiomycetes, Georgefischeriales, Tilletiariaceae. The transcript has 5 exons. Gene Ontology annotation, molecular function: transmembrane transporter activity. Bases 1 to 1278 code for a protein of 425 amino acids. The record is from RefSeq and is a predicted model, not a curated record. Gene Ontology annotation, biological process: transmembrane transport.
AUGAGCUCAGAUCCGGCACACCCGCUCAACUGCUCCCCUCGCUGCAGAUGGGGAAUCACAUGUGUUUGCGCGCUGCUCACAUUAUCUGUUUCUGCGACCGCAUUGUCGUACACGCUCGGCAUCCCGUCGAUGGAGCGUGACCUCGGAUUUUCCAAUCAUUUUUUGUCGCUACUCGGGCUCGCGAUAUUCGUCUUUGGAUGCGGGCUAUCUCCGCUUUACACGGCACCCUUGAGGCGAAUCGUGGGGGAGAAAUCCAUCAUUGUGGUGUGUUGCGUGGGAAUUGCGAAGGCCAAGAAUAUUGCGACAGUGAUAGCGCUUCGCCUGCUGCUAGGAAUGGCUGGCGCGUCCGGCAGUACGCUCACCGGAGGAUCUAUCACCGACAUUUGGACUGCCGCUGAGCGAGGGAAACCCAUGGCCCUCUUCGCGACAUCGGCUCUCUUUGGAACAGGAAUCAGUCAUGUCUUCGCCGGGUGGAUUGAACAAAACCCUUCGCUGGGGCGGCGGUGGAUUCAUUGGACACAGGCCAUCUACUCUGGCGUGCUCCUCGUCCUUCUGGCACUGCUGCCCGAAACAAGAGUCUCUGUCCUGCUCACAAGACGAGCAAACCCCAUUCCCAAAAAGACUGGUAAUGACUGCUACCGAGCUCGAGGCGAGCGGGAGAAAGGAUUCCUUCGUGUCAUGCUCAAGGUGUCACUGGUGCGUCCUUUCAUCUUCCUAGCAACUGAGCCAAUCGUUAUCGCCUUUUCGACGUGGGUCGGUUUCUGCUGGGGACUGCUCUAUUCGCUCCUCUCCAGCAUACAGCUCGUUACUGCGCUUCAUGGAUUCACACCGGAUCAGACCGGCCUUUUCUUCUUGUUCAUCUGCCUAGGGGCGCUGGUCGGACAGAUGACUAAUCCUCUGCAAGAGAAACUAUACCUGCGGUUGUAUCGCGCCCGUGUCGGGGCACUUCUUGUCCCAAUUGGGUGCUUCGUCUAUGGAUGGACCUCUUUCUCCUCGGCAAGCAUUGCAGGUCCGUUCGUCGGCAUCGUCAUGACCACUACUGGUAUCUACCACAUCUACCUCGGCGUACUCAACUACCUCUCCGACUCGUAUCUCAUCUACGCAUCCUCGGCCCUUGCAGCGCAGUCUCUUCUGCACAAUCUACUCGGCAGCAUCUGCCCUUUGAGGCUGACGUAUCCCUGGGCGUCCUCCCUCGCCGGCUUUAUUGGCUUUCUCUUUUCUCUCAUCCCAUUUGUCCUUAUCUUAAACGGUCCACGUAUUCGUGCUAGGUCGCGCUAA